Messenger RNA from Bathycoccus prasinos, 1122 nucleotides. RefSeq names its product diaminopimelate epimerase. Gene Ontology annotation, molecular function: diaminopimelate epimerase activity. The transcript has a single exon. The record is from RefSeq and is a predicted model, not a curated record. The coding region runs from base 1 to 1122 and encodes 373 amino acids. Gene Ontology annotation, cellular component: cytoplasm; cytosol. Lineage: Eukaryota; Viridiplantae; Chlorophyta; Mamiellophyceae; Mamiellales; Bathycoccaceae.
AUGGCUGCGAACAACGCUUCCGCUGCUGCUUCAAAACGCGGUUGGUAUUCUCAUCACCAGGUAGCCAAAAGCGCGAGGACGACGACGAGGACGGCGACGACGACGUGUUCUUCGUGUUCUUCUUCUUCUUCUUCUUCUUCUUCUUCUUCUUCUUCUUCUUCUUCUUCUGCCACGACCACCAGUGUGAGAAGACGAAGAGGAGAAAUCAUCGUCCCGAAAGCCAUCCAACGAAAAGCCGGCUCGAACUAUUCCGAAACGUCGAUCCAGUUUUGGAAAUACCAAGGCCUCGGGAACGACUUUAUUCUCGUGGACAAUCGAGAGUCGGAUGCGCCGAAAAUCUCUCCCGAGCGCGCGGCGUUGUUGUGCGAUAGGAAUUUCGGCAUUGGGGCGGACGGGGUGAUUUUUGCGAUGCCGUCGCCGGAUCCCUCUAAGUUUGAUUACAAGAUGACCAUAUACAACUCCGACGGCUCGGAACCGGAGAUGUGCGGGAACGGCAUUCGAUGUUUAGCGAGAUUUGUCGCCGAUUUGGAUAAAGAUCAGAGAGGGAAGAAAUACAACGUGUCUACUUUAGCCGGGUUAAUCGUGCCAGAAGUGCGAGAGGAUGGUCAAGUGGCGGUGGAUAUGGGGACGCCGAUUUUAAAUGCUUCGAACGUGCCGUCGACGUUGAAAGAUUGCGAAAGGUCGCACGAGAUGACCGUGGACGGGGAGAAGUGGUUAGCCAACGCGGUAGGUAUGGGAAAUCCACACUGCGUCGUCUAUAAAAAAGCGAACGGGGAGAUGAUUUCGGACGUGUACGGAUUAGACUUGCCGAAAAUAGGCCCGAUUUUCGAAAAGCACGAAACGUUUCCGGCGAAAACAAACACCGAGUUUGUUCAAGUCGUGGACAAAGGACGGGUCAAAAUGCGCGUCUGGGAACGCGGGGCCGGGUGCACUUUAGCCUGUGGCACCGGCGCGUGCGCAACCGUCGUCGCCGGGGUCAUCGAAGGCCACGUCGACCGAAAGUGCGUCGUCGAGUUACCCGGUGGGCCUUUGGAAAUCGAAUGGAGAGAAAUAGACGACAAAAUCAUCAUGACUGGUCCAGCCGAGCCGACGUUUGAAGGGACCACCGCGUUAGGCGUUUAA